Molecule: messenger RNA, 706 nt
Organism: Hyaloscypha bicolor E
Lineage: Eukaryota; Fungi; Ascomycota; Leotiomycetes; Helotiales; Hyaloscyphaceae
Exons: 1
Coding region: 104-652 (182 amino acids)
Source: RefSeq, a predicted model, not a curated record
CAUCAUUGUUCAGAUACACCAAUGUGGCAACGCCACCCACUACUAUGUCUCAUGCCCAACUGGGUACUGCAAGGCAGGCCCAAAAGAUUUGCAAAAUACCGACAUGAAGGAAGUUCUGGCGCUCGCGGGAACUUGCAGGCUCGUUAGAUCCGAAAUCCUCAAAUUAUUCUACCAGGACAACGUUCUCUACUUCUCCUGCACCUGCGCAUUGGGAUUUUGUCUCUCGAGAAACGAAUUCGUCCGACAGAACGUCCAACGAAUUAAGUUCCAUCUCCGUGGUCCCCAAGACUCACACCCCAUCUCUCUCCUCCGCAUAUGCCCGAACCUGAAGGAGCUUGAGGUUACUGUUAGCAAAUGGUCGACGUUCUAUCGGCACCAGCAAUACUCUCAGUUUACUCUGAGUCCUCACCUACCCUUCCCUCCGAUCGACCCACCGUUGAGGACUGCCAACGGCGUUUCCGAGUUGUUGGGCAUCCCGUACUUGGAGAGCGUAAAGGUUUCACAUGCUUCGGUUCGCAACAUGUUUAAUAGGAACGCAAAGGAGGUGAAUGAUUUCGAGACCUAUCUUAAGGAGAGAUUGGAGGGCCGGGGUUUGUUGAAGGUCAACAUUGCGGAUUUGGUAGCUUGGUUGGAUAAGAGGAUGAAGCUGUGAUUGUAUGAUAGAUGCCAGGACAUUAAGGACUUGGCUAUUCGCAAGUAAUCUGGG